This is a messenger RNA of Lathyrus sativus (Indian pea), 1068 nucleotides long. NCBI's taxonomy places the organism in Eukaryota, Viridiplantae, Streptophyta, Magnoliopsida, Fabales, Fabaceae. The record is from the annotation of a GenBank genome assembly.
AUGACAUUUGAAAUGGAUUGUGAGAUUAAAUCAUGUCUGGUAAUUCUUAUUUUGUUCUCCAGUGCAAUCUAUUGUGUUGUUGGAGAGCCUCAAGUACCUUGUCUUUUCAUUUUUGGAGAUUCUUUAUCAGAUAAUGGAAAUAACAAUAACCUUCCUACCUAUGCAAAAGCUAAUUUCAAACCUUAUGGGGUUGAUUUUCCUGAUGGUCCUACUGGAAGAUUUACCAAUGGCAAAACUUCUGUGGAUAUAAUCGGUGAUCUUUUGGGAUUUGACCAUUAUAUUCCACCCUAUGCAAAUACCAACGGUAAAGAUAUUGUUGAAGGUGUUAAUUAUGCAUCUGGUGCAGCAGGAAUUCGCAAUGAGACUGGUACACACAUGGGUCAACAUAUCAGCAUGGGAAUGCAGUUAGAACAUCACAAAGAUAUUGUUUCUCAGAUUUCUAAGAAACUUGGGAGUGACAAAGUACAACAACACCUUAAUAAGUACUUAUAUUAUGUGAAUAUAGGAAGCAAUGAUUACCUUAACAAUUACUUCCUGCCACAACAUUAUCCAACUAAAGCUAAGUAUACUGCUAAAAAUUAUGCUAUAGCUCUGAUCAAAGAACAUUCAACUUAUUUAAAGGCAUUGUAUCAGCUUGGAGCUAGAAAGUUUUCUCUGAUUGGAUUGGGGGAUAUCGGUUGCGUUCCGCAUGAAAUAAUUAGACAUGGGAAAAAAUCGUGUGUUGACGAGGAGACUAAAGCAGCACUAAUUUUUAAUGAUCAACUGAAAUCCCUUGUCGAGCGGUUCAAUAUAAUAUUUCCUGAUGCAAAGUUCAUCCUCAUUAAUAAUUCUAUCAUGAAAGAUGAAAGGUUAAACUUAGAUACGGUGAAUUUGAUAUGUUGCAAAGUGGGGCCAAGUGGGCAGUGUGUUCCUAAUGAGGAACCAUGCAAGGAUAGAAACAUGCGUCCAUUUUUUGAUGAAUUUCAUCCAACUGAGGUGGUCAAUAAUGCCUCUGCAAAUAGGGCUUAUACUGGUCUUGUUCCAUCUUUUGCAUAUCCAAUGGAUAUCAGUCAUCUUGUUAAGUUGUAA